Molecule: messenger RNA, 1369 nt
Organism: Gasterosteus aculeatus aculeatus (three-spined stickleback)
Lineage: Eukaryota; Metazoa; Chordata; Actinopteri; Perciformes; Gasterosteidae
Gene: mcat
Product: malonyl CoA:ACP acyltransferase (mitochondrial)
Molecular function (GO): transferase activity
Source: RefSeq, a predicted model, not a curated record
UAGAAACAUGGCGACGCUCAGGGCCGCGACACGCUGACCGCGAGCUCCCAAGUUAAACUUCAGUUUUCACUUCAAGCGCUGCGGUGUUUUCCGGGACACGGCAUGCGUCUGUUUUAACCCCUGCGAGGACACGCCAUGUUGUCUUCAUUGGUUUGCAGAGCGAGCGUCCGGGGGCCGGUCUCUCUGACCCGCGGGCUGGUCUCUCUGACCCGGGGGCCGUCCGCCGACUCGCCGCCCUUCCCGGACGCCGCCCCCCGACCGCCGCGGAGGCCCGCGAAGAACCCCGGCGGCUGCUCCGUCCUCCUCUUCCCCGGCCAGGGCAGCCAGUUCGUGGGCAUGGGCCGGGGGCUUCUGAAGUACCCCAACGUGCGAGAGAUGUUCUCGGCGGCGCGGGAGAUCCUCGGGUACGACCUGCUGUCUCUGUGCCUGGACGGACCCGAGGAGGAGCUGCGGAAGACGGCUCGCUGCCAGCCGGCGCUGUUCGUCACGUCGCUGGCGGCGCUGGAGAGGCUCAACGUCGAAAACCCGAAGGCCGUCGAGACGUGUGUCGCUGCGGCAGGUUUCAGCGUCGGAGAGUUUGCCGCUCUGGUUUUUUCUGGCGCCAUGGACUUUGCGGAAGCUCUGUAUGUGGUGAAGGUUCGCGCGGAGGCCAUGCAGAGAGCUGCAGAGCUGGUUCCUAGUGGGAUGCUGUCAGUCGUCGGUAGACCUCAGGCGCAGUAUAAACACGCAUGUGUGCAGGCUAAAGAGCACUGCAGGAGCCUCGGGGUGGAGGAGCCGGUGUGCUCCGUGGCCAACUAUUUGUUCCCCGACGGCAGAGUCAUCGCAGGGCACCAACAGGCUCUGGAUUUCCUGCAGCAGAACUCGCGGCGUCUCCAGUUCGUGAGGACCCAGCCCCUCCCGGUCAGCGGGGCUUUUCACACCGAGCUGAUGGAGUCGGCCACUGAACCCCUCAGAGAGGUGCUCAGGCAGGUGGAGGUGCGUCGCCCCGAGAUCAACGUGUACUCCAACGUGGACGGCAAGCGCUACAUGAACGAGAGCCACGUGCGCCGGCAGCUGGUGAAGCAGCUGGUGUCGCCUGUGAAGUGGGAACAAACUCUGCACGAGAUCUUCGAGAGGACGCAGGGGACGAAGUUCCCUCACACGUACGAGGUCGGUCCGGGGAAGCAGCUCGGCGCCACGCUCCAGCGGUGCAACCGGAAGGCCUUCACGACGUACGCGCAGGUCGACGUCACCGCCCACGAGGACUGAGAAAGCAGUUGCUGCUUGUUCUAACGGGUGGACAUGACCAGGAAGAUCUGUUAAACCCGCAGGCUCCUGUUGUUGCUCCUGAGGUUGUAAUUAAAUUAAAUGUUGUUGCUUUUUUAAUUAA